Messenger RNA from Aphanomyces invadans, 672 nucleotides. RefSeq lists its product as hypothetical. The record is from RefSeq and is a predicted model, not a curated record. Bases 189 to 509 code for a protein of 106 amino acids. Lineage: Eukaryota; Oomycota; Saprolegniomycetes; Saprolegniales; Verrucalvaceae. The transcript has a single exon.
UGAAAGAAGGCGGGGCAGAAGGUGUUUUUCCCGACGUUGCAUGUGUUAAUCCCUGGAUCCUUCCGGGCAAAACACAAUGAACCCAGCUGAAGAGAGCGAGUUGCAGGCCUUCCUCUACACUAGAGCGUUACAACAUGGCGACCGACGGCAACAACGACGCGGUGGCGGCCCAUUAGGCAAUUCUCACCAUGGCCAUCAGCAACCGCAACUCGAUGAUCUUCUCGUUCGGUAGUCGUUCGUCCGCCUCCGCUCCCCCCACACAGCACCAGCCGCCGUAUACUGCCAAGCUGAUGCCCACAUCGUUGUACGAUCCGAGAAACACGGUCAACGGGAUCACACGGUCCCGAUCGUUUCCACCCACGAUGAGAAAAGCGGAAGAAGACGAUGCCAAGCUCGUCGAGCUCGUCAAUCGCAUUCAGAAAUGCGUCGACACGAUCCAAGAAAUCAAACAUGAAGUCGACUCGGCUGCCGCCAAGAUGCAUCGACGACACACUCACCCGUGCCCAUGACGAGCCCUUCCCUGGAGAAUAUCGUCCCCCCACCCUUCCAGCUCCACUAUUUAUCAAUGCAAGCAGCGUAUCUGUCGACUUUCUCUUUCGUCUUCACGGAGACGUCCAAAACACGACUGAGUACAGAGAUGUCAUGGGAGUGACCAAACAAAACGACAGAGAG